AUGAUUGAACGCACCGAUGUUGUUACAGGGACUGAAACUCAGGAGGGCAGCACUGUGCCGCAGGAGGCCCGACAGUUCCUGCAAAUUAUAGCCACCAUGCAGUCGGAGUCGGAAGAACGCGCGCGAAUCAUUGGAGAGUUGCGGUACCGAAAGUUGCUUGUUGAGGAGGAGCGCGACAAAAAUUUUAUGGAGCGGGAAGCAGUUGUGGCGAAGUUAGCGGAUGCAAGAGCGCAGCUGCUGCAGCUCGAUGUUGAGCAUCGAGAGUUGCAGAAGCGACAGCGUUCAAGUGAAUCAGAAAUACUAGAGAAUAGCAGACAGUCGCAGCGAUGCCGGACGUUGCUAUCGACUUGCCGUGGGGACUUGACUGUUCAUCCGAUGGUGCCAAACUCGGCGAGCGAGUUGGCAGCUGAAGCAACUGCUGCAGGGACAUCCUCAGCUGCUCAUAAUGCGUAUACGGAGGAAGCGAAGUGGCUUAAGCAUCUCUUUAUUACAUACGGACAGCUUUACAACGGAACUGACUUCUUGCAAGAGCUCCGCGUUUCCAUGAAAAAUCUCUAUGUGGAAGUAUCUAAAGAGACCCACAAUACCGUGCAGCGGAAUUUAAGUGAUUGGGAAGCCACGUGUUUACAGAGCCUACCUCACCUGACUGCUGAUGAGAGAACACUCCUUCACUUUCAACUAAUGCUACAUCCAUUUGUUUAG
Molecule: messenger RNA, 702 nt
Organism: Trypanosoma brucei brucei TREU927
Lineage: Eukaryota; Euglenozoa; Kinetoplastea; Trypanosomatida; Trypanosomatidae
Exons: 1
Coding region: 1-702 (233 amino acids)
Source: RefSeq, a predicted model, not a curated record